Molecule: messenger RNA, 1134 nt
Organism: Paramacrobiotus metropolitanus
Lineage: Eukaryota; Metazoa; Tardigrada; Eutardigrada; Parachela; Macrobiotidae
Exons: 4
Coding region: 1-669 (222 amino acids)
Source: RefSeq, a predicted model, not a curated record
AUGGACCCGCCACCGACCGAACAUCACCGGCUGGACCUACUCACCGCCUUCCGCCGGAUCAUACCCGACUGUCCGGCGCUCCCGAACGGGGAUCAGUUGAAAGGAACGGAUAAUGUGGAGUUUCAGACGCGACAGGGUGGGAUCGAAGUGGAUCGCCAAGUCCUGGUUCAUAUAUCGUCGAAAACGCGUUCCGUCUUCGCAGCGGGAGAGCUGGGACGCGUCAGCGUCUUCCAGGUGGACUACAGCAAGGCCGCCGUGGUGGCGGUGGUAGGCGCGGCCAUGACGCAACGGGAAUCGCUGCCCAUCGAUCCCCGCCGAGCGGCUCCCAUGCUCGUGUACGAGCUCAUGAAGUUGUCGCUGAGUUGGGAGAUUCCGCAACUGCAGCUGUGGACGCAAGUGGCGUUUGUGGAGCGCUUGUGUCAUCCGGUGGCCCAUCUGGCGCAGAUCCCUUUCCCGGAGGCUGUGCGGAUGAUCCGAGUCCAUGCCGAAUCGCAGCCGGCGGGUAGCCGGAUGACCGUGUGCGGACUGGUCGGUCUGCUGCGCAUCCUGCAUUCACCGACGCUGUGCUGGACGCUGGAUGAACUCAUGGAGUGGAUUGCCGGGAAGCCGGCAUUAUGGAAGAGCGUAAUCCAGCGACGCGCUUGGUGCGCGACAGCAGCGUGUUUGUGAUGAGCUUGACGGGGAAAACCAUCAUAGUGUGCAGGUGAAUUUGGCCUAUUGGGUGAACCAGCUGAAAUGCCGGAUUCAGGAGGUCAAACAAAUUUCCAUGGAUCAGCAGCGACUGGUAUUUGCCGGCCGCGAGCUGAACGACAACGUUGCUCUGGUGGACUGCGGCGUCCGCACCGGGGUGACCAUCAAUUUCGUUCUGCGAAUGAGAGGAUGCUGAAGUGACGGAGACAGUCGGCACUCGAGGAAUGGGGAAAAUUACAUUUAAUAGUUGCGUUGCGCAGAAUCGCACUGACCAUCCGAUUGCAUCUUUAUCAACGUCAUUGUUCAUGAUUUCUGCGUUGCUUUUUCGAGUCGAAAAAUUAAGAAAAGGAUAUGUUUCGGUAAUAAUUCGGUGUUUCUCAGAUUUUGCUCACUUUAAGUUUAGGUUUUCAUGGUUUGCUCACCAGAUGUUAAAACGGCCUAAUU